GCUUCAAACUUACUCCAUUUUCUUCUUAUAGUACUACUCUAGUGUUUGGAAGGAACAAUCAAAUUAACACUAGGAGGAGCAUUUUCUUUGGUUGAAUUGAGAGAAGAAUAUGACUACAGCAAGAUUCAUCAAGUGUGUCACAGUUGGGGAUGGAGCAGUGGGAAAAACUUGCAUGCUCAUUUCCUACACCAGCAAUACUUUUCCCACGGAUUACGUUCCAACUGUAUUUGACAAUUUUAGUGCCAAUGUUGUUGUGGAUGGAAGCAUAGUGAACCUUGGCUUAUGGGACACUGCUGGACAGGAAGAUUACAAUAGGUUGAGGCCUCUAAGUUACAGAGGAGCUGAUGUGUUUCUGUUGGCCUUUUCUCUCAUAAGCAAGGCCAGUUAUGAGAAUAUCUACAAGAAGUGGAUACCUGAACUAAGACAUUAUGCUCCUAAUGUACCAAUUGUGCUUGUUGGAACAAAACUAGAUUUGCGUGAUGAUAAACAGUAUUUGAGUGAUCAUCCCACAGCAACACCUAUAACAGCUGCUCAGGGAGAGGAAUUGAAGAAAAUGAUUGGAGCAGUAACUUAUAUUGAGUGCAGCUCCAAAACUCAACAGAAUGUGAAGGUAGUUUUUGAUGCUGCAAUAAAGGUAGCUUUGAGGCCACCAAAACUGAAGAAAAAGAUUUGCAAAAGAAGAAAAUGUGCUAUCCUUUGAAUGAUUACCCAAUUACAUAUCUUGUAAUUUUAAAAGUUGUUGGGAAAAUUAUAUAUCUUGAACAUAUACCUUGAACAUGAUUUUGUAUUCUUAUAACCACAAUUCAUAAGUAUC
This is a messenger RNA of Rubroshorea leprosula, 814 nucleotides long. Lineage: Eukaryota; Viridiplantae; Streptophyta; Magnoliopsida; Malvales; Dipterocarpaceae. The record is from the annotation of a GenBank genome assembly.